AAUUAGCCCUACUCCGGACUGACUUAACUAUGCGUCGACGUAAUAACAAAACUGAAACCCUUUAUCCGCCGUCUGAAAUGGAGGAGCAGGAGUUCCGACGAAUUCUCGAUCUCUUUCCGGUCGUUCGAUCGCGAGACUAUUGCUUUCAGGAUGGAUCCGGAAAAGCAUCAAGCUCACACUCCACAGAAGAGGCAACAGAGUUGGUCGAAGGCUCAACUGAGUUGGAUAAGAUGGAUGAACUGAUAGAAAGUGAAGGUGAAAGGAAAGUAGAUGCAUUUUGGAGCAAGUUGCAAGCAGCAGCCGAAAGGAAGGUUGGUUCAGUAAAAGCUAAAAAGUUCUGUUUAGGAUUGAAGUUAAUACACCAGGAACUGGUGAACAAGGAACUGGGUUUGGAGUCUGCUAAAAGAUACCUUGUUACAGACAAACAGACAUGAUCUGAACAGACUUUGCUCUGAGGUAAGAGCUGAUAAGGUUGGCCGGUUUGGUCACCUUCAUAUGAUGAAAAUGCUGCUAGAGAUGAUUUGAGAGGUCGCUUGACGAAACCUAUUGAAUUUGAUUUUUUUCUUUUUUUUUUCUUUUUACAUAAAAAUGGUCUCAGAAUUUUAUUCUGCAGCACAGAUCAAAUACUUUUCGGAUACGAAGUUCAUAGAUGUAAGGGCUCUAGUCUAAUACUGGCUCUAGUCUAUUAUAUCCGCAUUUCAGUUAUUGUUUUU
This is a messenger RNA of Phalaenopsis equestris, 713 nucleotides long. RefSeq lists its product as uncharacterized. Lineage: Eukaryota; Viridiplantae; Streptophyta; Magnoliopsida; Asparagales; Orchidaceae. The record is from RefSeq and is a predicted model, not a curated record. The coding region runs from base 30 to 434 and encodes 134 amino acids. The transcript is spliced from 7 exons.